Molecule: messenger RNA, 423 nt
Organism: Myodes glareolus (Bank vole)
Lineage: Eukaryota; Metazoa; Chordata; Mammalia; Rodentia; Cricetidae
Source: RefSeq, a predicted model, not a curated record
AUGGGGGGAGCAGGAGGAAAGCAGGUCACUGUGCAGCGCUGCUUAUGUGGUAAGAACAUGUCUCAUGUGAAGGCAGCCUGCAUCCUCUGUGGCUACCUGAAGCUGCUGCCUAUGUUCCUCAUGGUGAUGCCAGGGAUGAUCAGUCAGAUUCAGUACACAGCUAAGGUGGCCUGCGUUGUACCUUCUGAGUGUGUGAAACAGUGCGGCACUGAAGUUGGCUGCACCAACUACGCCUACCCUACGCUGGUGCUGGAAUUGAUGCCUGAUGGACUUCGAGGCCUGAUGCUGUCAGUCAUGGUGGCCUCCCUCAUGAGCUCCCUGACCUCCAUCUUCAACAGCUCUAGCACCCUCUUCACCGUGGACCUCUACACCAAGAUGAGGAAGAAGGCGUCUGAGAGAGAGCUCCUGAUAGCUGGACGGUGA